Bombina bombina (fire-bellied toad) is the source of this 2255-nucleotide messenger RNA. RefSeq names its product ring finger protein 168 (gene RNF168). NCBI's taxonomy places the organism in Eukaryota, Metazoa, Chordata, Amphibia, Anura, Bombinatoridae. Bases 138 to 1706 code for a protein of 522 amino acids. The transcript has 6 exons. The record is from RefSeq and is a predicted model, not a curated record. Gene Ontology annotation, molecular function: ubiquitin-protein transferase activity; nucleosome binding. Gene Ontology annotation, biological process: protein ubiquitination; double-strand break repair. Gene Ontology annotation, cellular component: site of double-strand break; nucleus.
GAAUCUGCAGAGGAAUCAAUCCGUGACUUCCGGUUACUGAUGCGGGAACUUCCGGUGCUUGGGACCCUAGGUGCACAGUAUAUGAGGAGCGCGGUUUCUGAUCUCAUCAGAGGCCCGGACUUCACUAGCUCUAUAGAAUGACUAAAGUGGAGAAGUCUGCACCUUUGUCUUGGUCAGAAUGCCUUUGCCCAAUUUGCCAGGAGAUUCUGCUGGAGCCGGUUACAAUGCUUUGCAAUCACACUUUGUGCAGCCCUUGUUUUCAGAUGACUGUGGAAAAAUCUAGCUUAUCCUGCCCCUUAUGUAGAAAACGUGUUUCAUCAUGGGCUCGAAAGCAUGCUCGUGCCAAUACCUUGGUGAAUAUGGCUCUUUGGGAGAGAAUUCAGAGACAGUACCCAAAGGAAUGCCAACGCCGGGUUAAUGGACAGGACACUGAGGACUUAGAUGAUGGGUUUGAGGCACGUCCUGUUCAACUUUUAUGCAAACCAGGUGAAAUAAGACUGGAAUAUGAAGCAGAGAUAAGCAAGAUUGAGAGAGAACGUUUGGCUCAAGAAGAGGCAGAGAGGAAGGCAAGUGAAGAGUAUAUCCAGAAGCUGCUUGCAGAUGAAGAGGAGCAACAGAGGAGGAUGGAAGCUAAGCAUAGACAGAUGGAAGAGCAGCUGAGACGAGAUGAGGAGCUAGCAAGAAUAAUCAGCAGUGAUCUAGUAAGUAUUAGAUUUCUGUCUCCAAAGCCUCGAAGAGAUCUGGAAGAUUUGAGUUCUGAACCCAUGAAUAAUAAUUUUCUGGAGACAGGUGUAAGUUUAGUGGGGGAUGAGGAGGAAAAUGAGAUGCCCACACUUACACCUCAAUCCCCUUUCUUCAGCCCACAUAGUCCAGAACAGGAAAGCAACAAUACCAUUGGUGCUCCAAUACUGACAGACUGUUCUGCAUUAGGAAGUUACCAUGGCAGCCAGACAGUUGGUAGAACAAUUGGAACCAAUUAUAAAAUGGGAGCAUAUAAUUUACAUACAAAUGAAAAUGUAGUAGUAGAGAAAAUGGACAGUAUGAUAAGGGACAUGAGCAAAGGUCAAGAAAACAUCUCCACCCCAAGUGCUUCCAGCUCACAUAGCCAUGAAACACAGAAUGUUUUGGGUAGCCCACCAAGAUUGCAUGCUGUAGUGGUGUCUAAACGAAAAUCCAAAGAUUGCUGCCUAGAUUCUGAGGAAGUAUUGGAAGAUUGCAGCAGUGAAAAGAAAAGGCGAAAACUACCUAUACUGGAGGACAUGGAGCAUAGUUUCCAUGCAGGACAGUUGAUGGAGCUUGAACAGAAUCUCUUUGAGAAAAGGAAACAGGAGGAAGAGGAUAGACUAUUUGCUCUGCAAUUACAGAGGGAAUUAGACAAGGAAUUUAAUCAAGUCAUUAGACAAAAGGGUUCUCCUGAUGAAUAUGAGCUGAGGCCCAAGAGAGGGAAUAAUGUAAAGGAUUAUUCAGCAUGCACACCAACAAAAAAGUCAGAGUCAAAGCCCAUUCCUUUUCAGGUCAAGGGAGAGGAAUCUCCAGAUGAAAACAAGAAACCUACUCCAAAACCCAGAAUAAGAUCUCUCCGUGUCUUGCAGCAAUGUAAAGUUUCAAAUGUUGAAGGGUCAUCAACUGAAAGGAUAAAAGUUCUGAGACCAAGCAACAAGCAGCAGACAAUCUUGGACCUUUUUCAAAAGCCAUCAGGAAACUGACUCUUCUGUUUUAUAACACCUUUGAAUUUAUUUUUGGGUGUCCUGUAUAGUUUGGAUUUAUGAACAAAAUACCUCCAUUUUUAGGAGAUUAGAUUGGGCAGCACUGGAUAUAUUUCAGAUCUUUUAGCUUUAACAAGGGCAUUUUAAGAAGAAAAAAAAAUUAAAUACAGAGAGAAAAUUAAGUGUUUAUUUUCUGAAUCUUGCACUGCUAUAUACUGUGUACAUGCAUUUUAUCAACACUUGUGGCAACACAAUGCAUUACAGAAAUAUGUAUAAUUUUUAGUUACAAAACAGGCAUAAACUAGACACCAUUCUCAUCUACUGGCCAUUUACAUGUAAUUUGUUUAACUGUACAUUUAUUAAUUUUUUUGCAGCUUUCACUAGUUGCAGAACCAAAGAUGAGUAUCUCAAAGUACUUCUGAUCAGUUGGGUCCCUGGGUAUAAGUAAAGCGUGCAAAUAGGUUUUACUUAUUUUCUUUCUGCAUGUUAAAUAUAAAAGAAAAUAAACAGGUUUUCUUUAUAUAUAAAUAAAGAUUCUUAAAAAUAUUA